Vitis riparia (riverbank grape) is the source of this 549-nucleotide messenger RNA. RefSeq lists its product as uncharacterized. NCBI's taxonomy places the organism in Eukaryota, Viridiplantae, Streptophyta, Magnoliopsida, Vitales, Vitaceae. The record is from RefSeq and is a predicted model, not a curated record. Bases 31 to 402 code for a protein of 123 amino acids. The transcript is spliced from 2 exons.
CUGUUCCCAAGUGAGGUGCGAUGAAAGGAAAUGAAUUUCUCAACUCUCUCAAGUUUGUGGUGCCCCAUCCAAAAAUUGAUUGAUGGCAGCAAAAUCUCUGAUCCAGUUCAACUGAAGGAAGAGCAUGGGGCUCAUUUUCAAGAAAUUUUUGACACUAAGAGUGUACUGAGACGCGGCAUAAGUCCUGAGAUCAUCAAUUUAGGUUUGUCUCUAGUAAAAGAGACAUAUGUCUUGUACUUGGGGAGCAUAAAGCACUGGGUUUUGAUGAUUAUUCUUUCUUCCCUUCUUUUGAAGAAAUUGUUAAACAUUACUGAUCCUGAUAUCUUUGAAGCUAUGAGAAGUUCUUUCUUCCCUCUUUGCAAAGGAAAACUUGGCUAUGUUUAUGCUGCUGCUGAACACUAGUGCCAACAACUAGGAAAGCCUUCUACUUUCAAUGAUAUAGGUUAUGCAGAUGCUGCAGUAUACUCUACAAAAUACAUUGGAAAGAUUUUUUGUUUUUUUGAGGAUUUCUAAGCUUUUAUCACAAGAACCUUCUAAGGAAUUAUCACA